CACCCGCACCAUCGCCAACGCCGCCGCCGCCGCCGCUCUGAAUCGCUCCGUUUCGCCCAGCAGCAUGAAGUCGGACACUGAGCCCAAGCUGGCAUCGAACCCUCCAAGCCAAGGCUCCGCGAACGACCCAGGUGUCACGGGGCGCGACGAUGACGUGUGCCGUGAACGUCACUCGGAGGGCCACGUCUGCACCAAGCGCCACAAUGCGCUGCACACCUCAGAGCAAUACGACGCGUUUUUCGAGACGUCGGACGAGGGCUUCAUUCCUUCCAGGGAAAUGGCGCCCAUCUCCGAAUUCUACCCGAGCACAGUGCAGCGGGAGUUCACCACCGCGGAAACGGUAGUGCCCACAACCAAAUCGCAACUUACUGGUCCAGUCGUGCGGCCCAUUCUGGAGACAAGAAAACACCGCUUCAGAAACCUGACGAUGGUUGUUUGCCUUGCCGUAGUGGCAUCAACUAUCGUUGUUUCCGCGUUUGUCGCAUUCUACGUUUCGAAGCGCAGUCCACUCCGUCUGCUGGCAGAAUGCAGAAGUCCAGCUUGCUUGAAAUACGAGGCCCUGGUCUCCGAUCUUCUAAACGCGAGCGUAGCCCCCUGCGAAGACUUCUACGCCCACGUGUGUGGAUCUUGGAGUUCUGAUCCCAACAAGCUCAGCGUGUCAGAUGCAGCCCUGACAGCUUACCAGAGAAGCCUAAGUCGACAAGCCUUGCUCCAGUCAGUACCUCCGUCAGGUCAGACGGCCGAGCAAAAGGCGACCAAGAUGUUUACGGCUUGCUAUAAUGUCAUCGACAAGAACGUCAGCUAUGUGGAGUCGAUACGAAGAGUGAUGGAAGACGCGGGCCUGCCGUGGCCGCAUGUCGAUUCCCGCUCAGGCCUCUUGCAUUCGAUAUUCGCCAUGUCGACUUGGCCUAUUCCAGUUCUUUUUCGAAUUGCCUUCACACGCUCGGUUAACGAAGGCAGCCGCCUGAUAAUCAGGUCUAUAACACUUGGCGUUUUCGCAGACCACAUAUGGAGGAAGAAAGACGCGCAGCAGAGGGAAGAGUACUUUUCCGUCUUCAAGAAAUACUUUGAGAAAGGAAAGUACAGGAAGAGCAUCACCUAUAACGAGACAAUGUCUCUGGAAAAGAGCGUGAUUCCAGUGCUUGGAAGGUCCCUCGUCGGAAGACUUCAAGUCCUUCAAACCCACACAAACCAAUUGAACAUUACGGCGCCCUCCAUUCCACUGGCAGAGUGGCAAGGUGAGCUGCGAAAUCGAUUCAACAUCUCUGCCGCUAAUGUAACAAUCUACGGAAUCCGAUUCUUCGAAGCAUUCUUCGAGUUGCAUAAGACGCUCGGUGAACGUGCGCUGAAACAAUACUUCGGGUGGUUUGUGGCGGAAGCCUUUUUGCCCUACACAAAUUCUCACAUUCUUCGCGAGUUUCACGGGAGUGAAGACAAAGCGAUGGACGAGCAGAUAAAAUUCUGUCUUGGGUUCGCUGGCGCCACCGGUUACGCGCUUGACGCGAACUACUUGAAGAGCACCACCGACGCGAAAUUGCUUGACCAGGCGACCCACACGGGAGCAAGGAUCAAGGAUGCCUUCUACGAGACGGUCAGGAGAAACACUUGGUUCGAGGAGCGCCUCGUUACUUCGCUGGAGGUGGACCGCGCCGAGAUAUUACUCGACAUGCUAGGCAAGUCCGAGGCGAAUAAGUGGCUGCCUGACAUGACCGACGACGCGAUCAAAAACCUCGCGACGUUGUCUUCGCUAGGGUCAGGUGCCUCUGGGAACGGCUCCCCUUCACUCUCAAAAACCAUGGUCAUCGACCUGUCCGAGCAGGGUCCCUUCAUCCCGGAGGAUGCCGCGAAUCCGCCGCUGGCUCUGGCGCCGUAUCAUUUCUCCUUUCCAUUCCUCACGGUGGAUGCACCCGCACCCGCCAUCUACGCUGGACUCGGCUUCGUGCUAGCACGGCUUCUGUUCCAGGAUCUGUUUGCCGGCCAGCAGCACUGGAAGAACGCGACGCUGGACAAACUGCACGAGCGCAUGGCAUGCGUUUACGCUGCCGACGAGACGGCUAUCCCGGACCGAGGCACCAGGGACGACGUUGUCGUGGCGACGGCGGCCGUUAGCACUCUGUGGCGCGCGUUCCUGUCUGCUGCUACGGUGCCAGAGUCGAAUGUUUCGGUUUCAGCGCUCGAUCUCGAGCCGCAGUUGCCGAAGCUUUCCGAGCGGCAGCUCUUUUUCGCGCUCCUGUGCCACAGCACGUGCGGUGAUCCAGCUGGAGCACUGCGGUGCAACGUGCCACUUAGGAACAGCGAGGCCUUUGUCCAGACUUUCUCAUGCCAGCCGGGAAGCCCCAUGCACACGACUCGCAUGUGUCCGGUCUUCAGUUGAAGUCAACGCGAAAAAAGGAGCGAGCUAGCACCUGCGGCGCGCACUGGAUGUUGGGCGUCAUCUUUUUACAACGGAGGUGCUUGUGAAUAGGUACACACGCCGCCCGGGUUUAUGACAACUGCAGAGAUCGCGUGGCACGCAGCAUGAGCUUUCAUACUAAAUUUUGGGCGUCAUUGUCCAGUAUGCCGCAUAAAAAGUGCAGUUUAAAAUUUAA
Messenger RNA from Dermacentor albipictus, 2588 nucleotides. RefSeq names its product endothelin-converting enzyme 2-like. The record is from RefSeq and is a predicted model, not a curated record. Gene Ontology annotation, molecular function: metalloendopeptidase activity. Gene Ontology annotation, cellular component: plasma membrane. NCBI's taxonomy places the organism in Eukaryota, Metazoa, Arthropoda, Arachnida, Ixodida, Ixodidae. Gene Ontology annotation, biological process: protein processing.